Colletotrichum truncatum is the source of this 246-nucleotide messenger RNA. Lineage: Eukaryota; Fungi; Ascomycota; Sordariomycetes; Glomerellales; Glomerellaceae. The record is from RefSeq and is a predicted model, not a curated record.
AUGGCAAGUGGCAUUGUCCAUCGUGGCUUCAGGGAGCAACCAGUCUCGCGACCGGAGCGCUCUGGCCACAAGGGCGAGGAAAGGCUGGGAGCGUGCGAUGCGAUUAAAUCAAACGACAAUUCGAACAGGUCCGCAGUGGGAUGGCUCGAGGACGGCGACCCGGUCCUGUUAAACUGCAGCACGGCGGCGCGACGCCCGCGGGGACUCAAGAAAUGCGCAGGCUGGCGGGAUGGGUUCGAAGGGUAG